Microdochium trichocladiopsis is the source of this 565-nucleotide messenger RNA. RefSeq lists its product as uncharacterized. The record is from RefSeq and is a predicted model, not a curated record. The transcript has a single exon. The coding region runs from base 95 to 445 and encodes 116 amino acids. NCBI's taxonomy places the organism in Eukaryota, Fungi, Ascomycota, Sordariomycetes, Xylariales, Microdochiaceae.
GUCGGGGCUCGAGAGACCCAGCAGGUCCCCGCUCGGGCUGGCCUCCAGGCUCGUCAUCGUCGUCGUCGUCGCUGUCAGCACACCAUUGUUGUUGAUGGCGUUGUUGUUGCUGCCGCUGUUGUUGUCCUGCCACGGCGAAACACCUAGAGACCCGACAUCGGGCGUUGCCUGCGCCGAGUCCCUGCCCCAGGCUGUCAGCCAGGCGUCGAGGUCUGCGGCCUCGGACACGGGCACCUCGGGACCCGAGUACAGCUCAGCGGCAUGUGCCUCGAGGGGCGAGUAUGGUGUCGAGUGCUCCGAGUCGUCCAUGGCGGCCAAUGUCUCGACGCAGUGCGUGGUGAGAAGAGUGGACGUUGGGAGGGAUGACUCGAAAGAACGCCAAGCAAGUCGACUUUUUAGUGGACUCGGAAGCUCGCGAGGGGAGCUUAGCUCCAGGACUGGCUAGAGCGAAGGAGGGGCGGGUUCACACCAGCAGGGCUGGCAAGUUCUCCGCAUUAGGGGGGACCCAACGAGGCGGGGUGCCCCGACUAUGCUCGGCCCGGCUCAGGUCAGCAUCCAGGGUCCC